GAGGAUUUACUGUCCAAAAAAUGUCAGCCUUGCUGCUGAAGGCUUUAAGAGGUGCAGUUCAUCCAUGUUUAACAAAAUCUGCUGGCAAUGAUGAUGUCAAUUUGCAAUGAGGUAAGUUAAGGGGUCUGUGUACAAUCUAUCAGUGCACUGCAGCUUCCUGAGAGGAUGGUUUUCACACUGGUCAGUAACAAACUCAAAUUGCUGAAAAGAAAAUCCCUAACCCCACACCCUUAUCAAUGUAAAUUUUCUCUUUCAGAUUGUGACAGAAUCUUCCCUUUUCUUCUAACAGUCAAGCAGCCUACAUCUGUGUUUGUGUUUUCAAACAUGGGAGAGAGCAGCAAAGGAAAAGAUCAAAUGGCACUGAUAUGAAAAUGUCCUUAUUCAUUUUAUGUGCUUUGUAACAAUUUUGAAGAUAUUCCAGCAGUCAUAUUUCCUUUCCUUCUUUUAUCUACAACAAUAAAUGGGUAUUUUUUUACGUCAAACUGAUCAAGGCACAGUGGAUCAGAGUUGUCCUUCAAGUUGUUAUAGAAGCGAUAAGGAUUAAUUUCUUAUUUUAAAAUGUGCAAAUUACUCUCCUUGUCUGAGAGCAGUAUGUCACCCAGCCAUCCCCCCAUUACCACGGUUUAACUUAUGAUAAAAAGGGCCUUGCAUCUCACUGUACGGGCAUGACAUGAAGGAGACCUAUUAGUAAAGAUUUAAUAGGUCUGGAAUAGAGGGUAAUAGAAAUUGAAUUGAUGUAAUUUAUGUGGUACUGAAAAAAAUAUGAUCCGAGAAUCUUCAAAGGUUUUCCUUUCCUCAGUGGCUAGAAAUGAUCAGAUAUUUUCAAGUCAUGUUCCUGCAAGGGGUGUACUGUCAGUGUGGUUUCCUCAGACUUGUUCUGGAAUUUUGUCAGUGUGCAUCUAAUCUGAAGUGCUGUAAGAAAAAACAGUUUUAGCUGUUUACAAUUUCUAGUGAAUUGUACCAUAUGAUUGCACCAUCAUUUAACUCACAUUUUCUUCUUCAAAAUGCUCCCUCAUUAUUAUGUUGUCCAGUUCCAAUCUAUUUUAAAGAAAGUAUGAGUAUCAAGUAUCUAUAAAUUCAUGGGUAUUAGGAACACACAAAAAAAGUGAUCUAAAUAUAUUCUGCCACUGCAAGAAAGGCAGGUAGAAUUUUUUUUUUUUCUUCUCCACUUGAAGAGGCAGAGACUGACCUGGCAGCUGAGAGAAGAGAGUGAGGCAGCCCUAGACACAGAGGCCCUGAGGGACAACAGAAUCGAGCUGGUGCGAGCGUCGUGGCACGAGCUGAGCAUCAGCGUCAGCGACGUGUCCCUGUCGGACGAAGGGCAGUACACCUGCUCUUUGUUCACCAUGCCUGUCAAAACCUCCAAGGCUUUCCUCACCGUCCUCGGUGUUCCUGAGAAGCCACAAAUUACUGGAUUUACCUCGCCAGUUAUGGAGGGAGAGAGGAUGCAGCUCACAUGCAAGACAUCUGGUAGUAAGCCAGCAGCUGAUAUCAGAUGGUUCAAGAACGACAAAGAAGUUAAAGAUGUUAAAUAUUUAAAAGAAGAAGAUGCAGUUCGUAAAACAUUCACAGUCAGCAGCACGCUGGAUUUCCUAGCAGAUCGCAGUGAUGAUGGUGCAGUUGUAAGUUGCAGAGUAGAUCAUGAGUCCCUAAACUCUACACCUCAGAUAGCAAUGCAGGUUCUAGAAAUACACUAUACACCUUUAGUUAAAAUCAUUUCUUCCAAUUCAUGGCCUGAAGAAGGACAAUCUAUAAUUUUGACUUGUGAAUCCAAAGGAAAACCAGUGCCAGAACCAGUAUUGUGGACAAAGGACGGUGGAGAACUCCCAGAUCCAGAGAGAAUGGUUGUCAAUGGCAGGGUUCUAAGCAUCAGCUUCCUAAACAAAACAGACAAUGGCACAUAUCGAUGUGAAGCAAAAAAUCCCAUUGGCCGAAACAGCACAGAAUAUGUCCUGAUAGUACAUGAUGUUUUCAACACUUUGCUUCCCACUACUGUCAUCCCCUCCCUUACCACUGCAACAGUCACAACCAAUGUAGCCUUAACAGCCAGCACAACCACAUCGGCAACAGCCACCAGCAUCAGAGAUCCAAAUGCUUUGGCUGGACAGACCGGACCCGAUCACGCUCUUAUAGGAGGAAUAGUGGCUGUAGUUGUCUUUGUAACACUAUGUUCUAUAAUUCUCCUUGGUCGAUACCUGGCAAGACAUAAAGGAACAUAUUUAACAAAUGAAGCAAAAGGAGCUGAAGAUGCACCUGAUGCCGACACAGCCAUUAUCAAUGCAGAAGGCAGCCAAGUCAAUGCAGAGGAGAAAAAAGAGUAUUUCAUUUAGAUGCAGAGCUAGAAUCUUGGAGUUUUACUUAUCAGGCUGACUGCUGGAGAAAACUGGCUAUUAUUUCUCAGCAUUCAUUUCUGCCAUCUUCUGCUAUCUUUAUUAACUCGCAUACCUGCUAUAAGUAGCCAGUUUAUGCCAACAAUCAGCUGUUGACAUCAUCAUUCUAUAAUUACAGUAUCAUGCAUAAAACAGGACAUUUCUUAUUGCCUAAAAAUCAUAUCCACUGCUCUCUUAACAUACAGUGCUUGAAUAUACAGCCUUAACAAUGUUAAUCAUCAUUUUAAUCCAAGUUUUCUACAUAUUUAAGUGUUAUGCAGCUUUCUUUUCCAGUUUUCUUUUAUCAUGUCCCUACUAGUAUGUCAUAGAACAAAAUUCAUAACAAGUACUAUUAGGUAAGGUCCUAGUUUACUUACAGAAAAUGUGAUGUCUAAGAUUAGAGGUUUACAAAGAAUCUUUUAUACCUGUCUAUCAUUCAAAAAGAAACUUGUUUUUGCAACACAUGCCCUUGGAGACACAAAUUGAAAUCUGUUUAGUAUAGUUUCCUAUAUUUUUGGAUUUGGUAGAAAAAAAUUAUCAGUCCAGUGUAUUUUUUGGAGUUUUUUGCUUUGUUUUGUUAUGAUUUAAAUGGUACCUUGACAACAGUGCCAGGUUUCAGUGGUGAAAACAUGCUGAGUAGCUAUACACAUUCUGCAAAGUUAGGUAAUAGAGCUUCUUUUGAAACAAUUUGUCCUGCCCUUUUACUGGCUUUUGGAAUCACAAAGAUUAGAGAACUUUCUGAGUAAUUUAUGUUUUAAUAAUUUAUUUGCUAAACAUGAACUCACCUGCCUACUCAAAUUUGAUGUGUUCAUGGGGCACAAUUGCAAGGCAUUUUAGUAUCUGUAUAUAGUGCAUAUAAUAAAUUCAAUUAGACAUUAUUUGAUACAUAUUCAACUUUUUUGGCAGUAGCUAAGUCAGUCACAAGUAAGCAUUUUCUAAUGUCCAUUAUAUCCCUUUAGAUAUGACUCAAAAUCAAUAUUCUGAGUAGAUAACAUGUGUUAGUAUUUUUUGUCUGUAUGUCCUAGCACUGUUCAGCAGCAAACUUUUCUAGUUCUUGUUAAUUUUUUCUUUGUUAUACAAUGGAAGCACAAUGUUAUAUGGAAAGGUAGUUUUAAGCUAACAACCAGUGCACAGCCUCAGGUUUUAAAUUACAACCACAUUUGAUUACUAUCCUUAAAAAGUACUAUUGAGUUGCUAAAAUUCUCAAUUUUAUUUUGGCAGUUCCAGAGCUGCUUCUCUAUGUUGGUUUGCCAAAAAAA
Lonchura striata (white-rumped munia) is the source of this 3628-nucleotide messenger RNA. NCBI's taxonomy places the organism in Eukaryota, Metazoa, Chordata, Aves, Passeriformes, Estrildidae. The record is from RefSeq and is a predicted model, not a curated record.